Lachancea thermotolerans CBS 6340 is the source of this 2205-nucleotide messenger RNA. It is a transcript of the gene MDL1, whose product is annotated as ATP-binding cassette permease MDL1. The record is from RefSeq and is a predicted model, not a curated record. Lineage: Eukaryota; Fungi; Ascomycota; Saccharomycetes; Saccharomycetales; Saccharomycetaceae. Gene Ontology annotation, biological process: transmembrane transport. Bases 1 to 2205 code for a protein of 734 amino acids. The transcript has a single exon. Gene Ontology annotation, molecular function: ATP binding; ATP hydrolysis activity; ABC-type oligopeptide transporter activity. Gene Ontology annotation, cellular component: membrane.
AUGAAGCUAUCAACUUUCGGACUAAGCGGGCUGAUCGGCAAUGCGCGAUUGCCUAUUUUACGGGCUGGCAUCGGCCGUCCGUCACUGCUCCUCCAGGUAAGAUCACUGCACAAUGGAAAAACAUCAUUCGAGAGGCAAUUGGCAGCAAUGCUCCAAAACCGCACCAUAAUGCGGCAAGUUAGAUGGCAGCAUUCUAAUGCCAGCAAGCCCUCUACAACUUUAACUUCUGAGGAACAGAAUUCGUCAAGUUGGAAAGACAUCAAACGACUUUUCCAAUUGGCGCGGCCUGAAUCUAAGUCUAUGUUCUUCGCGCUUGUGCUUAUUAUUCUAUCCAGUUCUGUGAGCAUGCUAGUGCCUGGCGUGAUUGGCAAAUUAAUGGAUGUAGCAAAAGAAGAUGGGACCAGCAGCAGCGAAGCUGAUGGGAAACGCGGAGACGCCACAGAUAAAACAGACGGCUCGACUGCCGCGGAUACAGACUCGGAAAAGCUCAUUCUUGGUCUCACACUUCCACAAUUUUACGGAGGCCUUUUUUCCCUGUUUGUGGUCGGCGCGGCCGCCAACAUGGGCAGAAUUGUAAUACUGAAGGUCACAGGUGAAAAGCUGGUCGCACGUCUGCGAACCCGGACACUCAAGGCAGCGUUGCAACAAGAUGCAUCUUUUUUAGAUAAUAAUAAGGUUGGGGAUCUGAUUUCAAGGCUAUCUUCAGAUGCCAGUAUCGUGUCAAAAUCGUUGACUCAGAACAUGUCUGAUGGCACGCGUUCACUCAUCCAGGGCUUCGUGGGAUUUGGGAUGAUGAGCUACAUAUCGUGGAAGCUUACCUGUGUGAUGAUGCUCCUGGCGCCUCCGCUAGCCGUAAUGGCCUUGGUUUAUGGUAGAAAGAUUCGAAACCUCUCGCGUACGCUCCAGGCUUCGGUUGGUGGACUGACAAAGGCCGCUGAAGAACAGCUUUCUGCCACUAGGACUAUACAGGCUUACGGUGGAGAAAAGCAGGCGAUACGCCACUACGCUAAAGAAGUGCGCCAAGUUUACCAAGUUGGAUUGAAGGAGGCGCUCACGUCCGGCGGCUUUUUUGGGCUCACGGGCCUUGUAGGUAACAGCGCUGUUUUGGCACUGCUUCUGACGGGUACUUCUAUGAUUAGCACCGGGGCAAUGACCGUGGGCGACCUCUCAAGCUUCAUGAUCUACGCCGUGUACACAGGAAGCUCGCUCUUUGGGAUGUCGUCUUUCUACUCCGAGCUUAUGAAGGGAGCAGGCGCUGCCGCAAGAGUGUUCGAGCUGAACGACCGCAAGCCGGCUAUUCACCCGACAAAGGGCAGAGACCCUGUUUCUCUUGCUAGAAAGCCCGUGGAGUUUAAAAAGGUGCACUUCGCAUAUCCAACUCGUCGCCAGCACGUGAUCUUCGAAGACCUAAGCUUGCGUAUCGAUCCUGGAGAGCACGUGUGCAUCGUGGGACCAUCUGGUGGAGGGAAGUCCACAGUUGCGUCGCUACUCUUGCGCUUUUACGACGUCGAUGCAGGGGCCAUCUUGAUCGGUGGUCAAAAUAUUGCUGACUUUAACCUGCGCAAGUAUCGUCGCUUGGUUGGCAUUGUCCAACAAGAGCCCAUGUUGUUUAAUGGCACUAUUUUGGAAAAUAUCCUGUACACCGUUCCGCAGCGACUACUAAACGAGGAAGAUGGCCGCGUUGCUAGGGCAAUCGGCCAAGCAAAUUGUUCUGCGUUCCUCUCAAGUUUCCCAGACGGCCUGCAAACGAUGGUGGGACCCCGUGGUACUCAGCUCUCGGGCGGUCAGAAACAGCGCAUCGCACUCGCUCGCGCCUUUUUACUUGACCCCGAUCUCCUCAUUCUUGAUGAAGCGACGAGUGCACUUGACUCCCGCAGCGAAGAAGUCAUCGCCCGUACACUUCACUCCCGUACUACACGCGGAAAAACGACUAUUUCCAUUGCCCACCGUGUGAGCACCAUACAGCAUAGUACGCGAGUCAUCGUCCUGGGGAGAAACGGCGGUGUUGUUGAGACCGGGACCUUCGAUGAGCUCGCUUCGAACACCGACUCACAGCUUAACAAGCUUUUGCGUAAGGAAGAAGAACCCGUACAGCCGGGAGAGAUUACUAACGCUCCCCAUCGGCCUGAGGGCUCCGAUCAGCGGCCCGAAGGUCCUUCGGAUGGUGCGGCUACGUUCGAACUCGCGCCCGUUACUAAGGCGUGA